GUCCGAGCCGCUGCCUUUAUCCUACGUGACGGCCCAAGAGAUGCGCUGCCUCCUCCAUUGGCUGUCCAGCUGGACUCCGGCCCAACGGGAACGCUUCCUCCGAGACCUGGUGGACAAGGCCGUCCCCUGGAAGCUCCUCCCCCUGCUGGAGAGCCUCUCCGGGCUCCGCGUGGGACCUGAGAAGCCCCCGUCCAUCUACGAAUGCCAGAUGCGCCUCUGGGACCAGUGGUUUCGCAGCUGGUCGGAAACUGAACGCAACGAGUUUGUCCGGCAGAUGGAAGAGGAGAUGCCGGAGUUAGCCGGGCGGUUUUACCGAGAAGUGGCCGCCACCGCCGGACAAGACUAAAGCGGGCCGUGGCUUUCUUCCUUUCAAUCCCCCUUUUUUCCCCCUUCCACUUUGGGUCUUGAUUUUUCUGGAUGUCUUCAGCCAGCUGAGCCAAAAGGCCUUUCCGUGUUGCAACCCUAAAUAAUAUGAAAAUAAAAGAUUGUUUAGCAAAUAGAAUUCUCGAUUGAUGGACGAGAACGCUCGAUUGGCCACGGAUAAUCGGACGCACAUUUGUCUUCGGUGCACAGAAGCGCUCCGUGUACAUAAAUAAAAAACCCUCACGUUCAUCAAGAACUCUUAAAAUUCCACGCUUAGGGAUAGUCUCUCUAAAAAUAGUUGUGUGUGUCCCAGCAUAACUCUGGAGCAAUUUCAACCAAACUUGAUAAACAGAUGAUUUACUC
Messenger RNA from Thamnophis sirtalis, 726 nucleotides. It is a transcript of the gene CUNH14orf119, whose product is annotated as chromosome unknown C14orf119 homolog. The record is from RefSeq and is a predicted model, not a curated record. Lineage: Eukaryota; Metazoa; Chordata; Lepidosauria; Squamata; Natricidae.